AUGUCUUCCUGGGUGACUCGAGCGAACUCCAUCCCGCAUUUCUCCGCACCUUCAUCGCCCGCUCAGUCUGAGCCUCUACAGCCACGAAGGCCCAUUCUCUCACGCGAGGGUGAGCUUCUGUCGACGCGCGGGCAGUCCCUGGCAGCACUUAUCCGUCGACGGUCUUUGUCUAUUUCAAGCCCGGAUGGACUCGAGGGUGGGCUCUACCAAGAUGAGGCGAUUAUGCCAUGGGAGCGCAUGGAUAAGGUUCCUCUAGACAGAGCCAGACGGUUGAUUGGAAAUAUCAAACCGAUGUACAAUUGGCAAUGGUACUAUCGAGACCCGGAAACGUUGAAAAACCUACCCAAGAAUCUACGGGAAUACUACGAGCGCAACAAUCAACUCAUCGCGCAGUAUGUCUUUAUCGAUCGCCUGUUCGACUCGGCCUUGCCUCACAGGUUGAUUGAAGACUAUCAUCGUCAUCAACCCAACCAAUCCUCAGAAGACGCGGCCGAAAGCCAAACACAUGACGCAAGAUACGUGAAUAACCACAGUGGAGCGGAAACAUCUACCAAGAUCAAGCGCACGCCUCGAAACCUUUAUCGGAUUCCCGAUGAAAGCUCGCCUCUCUUGCCUUCCUCAGCAGAUGACAAUUCCCGUCCGUCUCCUGCCGUCUUGCCUCAGCAAGAGGAAUCAGUGGAUAGCGACAAUCGCAUCGUCACUAUUGCCAUAUACAUUAACUUCAUCGCCAACGUAGUCUUACUCGCGGCCAAAAUCGCUGUUAUGUCUAUGACGAACUCGCUGUCGGUGCUGGCAAGCUUGGUCGACGCUGUGCUGGACUUUCUCAGCACGGCCAUCGUCUGGGCGACGACGAUGCUCAUCAAGAAUGACGACCGCUCUCGAUUCCCCAUCAGCAGACGCCGUCUCGAACCGUUGAGUAUCCUCGUCUUCGCAGUAAUCAUGAUGACCUCUUUUGUCCAGGUCGCCCUGACCUCGCUCAGUCGGCUCAUCUCCACCGAACACACCCUUGUCGAACUCUCGGUGCCCUCAACCGCAGUCAUGGCCAGCACCGUUCUCGUCAAACUGGCCUGUUGGUUUUGGUGCCGUCUUAUCAAGAACUCUAGCGUGCAGGCCCUCGCACAAGACGCCAUGACCGAUGUCGUCUUCAAUCUCUUUAGUAUCUUAUUCCCUCUACUCGGCUCCUUCACCAAAUCCUGGUUUGUCGAUCCUCUCGGCGGCCUGCUUCUCUCUCUCUACAUCAUCUGGAACUGGGGCGGUACUGCAGCCGAACACAUCGGCCACUUAACCGGCACCGCCGCGUCAGGGGAAGACCACAGCAUCUUACUCUACAUGACGAUGCGGUUCUCCAAGGCGAUUCUCAACAUCCAGGACCUGAAGGCUUACUACGCCGGGGACCGGCUGAACGUCGAAGUGGACAUUGUCUUUGAGGCCAAGACCAGUCUGCGUGAUAGUCAUGAUAUCGGUGAGAGUCUGCAGUAUAUGAUUGAGAGUGUGCCGACGGUGGACCGGGCUUUUGUGCAUUCGGAUUAUGAUCCGUGGAAUAUCCCGAGCCAUUUGAACCAGAGAGAAUCCUAA
This is a messenger RNA of Aspergillus affinis, 1575 nucleotides long. Its product is annotated as cation diffusion facilitator family transporter. Gene Ontology annotation, molecular function: monoatomic cation transmembrane transporter activity. Gene Ontology annotation, cellular component: membrane. The transcript has 4 exons. The record is from RefSeq and is a predicted model, not a curated record. The coding region runs from base 1 to 1575 and encodes 524 amino acids. Gene Ontology annotation, biological process: monoatomic cation transport; transmembrane transport. Lineage: Eukaryota; Fungi; Ascomycota; Eurotiomycetes; Eurotiales; Aspergillaceae.